Zeugodacus cucurbitae (melon fly) is the source of this 2902-nucleotide messenger RNA. RefSeq names its product synaptic vesicular amine transporter (gene Vmat). Bases 604 to 2673 code for a protein of 689 amino acids. NCBI's taxonomy places the organism in Eukaryota, Metazoa, Arthropoda, Insecta, Diptera, Tephritidae. The record is from RefSeq and is a predicted model, not a curated record. Gene Ontology annotation, cellular component: synaptic vesicle membrane; terminal bouton. The transcript is spliced from 10 exons. Gene Ontology annotation, biological process: aminergic neurotransmitter loading into synaptic vesicle; xenobiotic transport; transmembrane transport. Gene Ontology annotation, molecular function: serotonin:sodium:chloride symporter activity; xenobiotic transmembrane transporter activity.
UGCGUAGAAACGGCACGACAAUCAAGUGCGCGCGAAACGUCAAAGCCGGUGGUCAUUAUUGUCAGUAGCUCAGCACAUUUUUAGUUUUGAAUGUCUACAAAGUGCUUAACAAAAAAGAAGAACAUUUAAUAAAUAAAAAAGGUAGUUUUUGAUAAACGGAAGAAAAAAAUUUAAUAUUUGUGUGUUGACGUGAACUAAAAAAAAUAAUAAUUAAACGAAGUUUCAUAAAAAAACAUUAAUAUGUACUUCUAGUGUGAAUAUAAAGUUUAAAGUGAAAAUAUUUUUAGUUGAGCAACGAGCUUAUAAGCAGAUGAUGUACAGUAAUCACAUAUAACAUACGCAGCACUGUAAAAACUAUGUGAAAUUUUAGACAACAAAUUAGAGAAUUCAACGCUAAGCAUUACCACCCACGCAACCUAACGCCGACAACAACAAUAGCAAUAAGACAGACAACAAAAAAAAAAACCGUAAUACCACAUCAUCCAACAACCACAAUUCCCACGAAAGCACGGUCAGCCAAAGUAGACGCAACGCAGCGAUUAUCCUUGUCAACAUACUUGCCAACACAGACGAAUUCCAAAAUAGUAACAAGCGGGAGGCGCAAUGCAAUCGACUGAUUCUGGAGAUGGAGCAAAAAACUUCAAUCCGCACAUCACCAGUCAUUUGGCAUCAUCAUCCACAGCGGGACCAGCAGCAACAGCAACAACAUUGAACGACACGACCGCAACCGCACCGCACAACAAGAGCAGCAGCACGGCCGCCCAGCACGAUACACCCAGCAAGAAUCCCUUCAAGCAAGCACCGACUACACAGUGGAGCAGCGAACAGCAAAGAUUAGCGCAGCAACAGCAACAACAACAACCGAACGGCAGCAACAAACUAUACAACAACAGCGUACAGCAUGCCAACGAAGCAGGCGCUGGCAUUUUUGGCGUCGGUGGCGCAACAGCAACAGCGGCGGCGGCAGCGGGCGCACAAGCAACACCGACACCAAAUUCCAACACAGAUCCGGCAGCAAUCAAGACACCAGGACGCCAUUAUAUGACACCGCAACCACCACCGCCGGAUCAUUGCCGGCAGGAGGAUUACCGCGCCGCCGGCUCAUGGGCCACAUUCAAGAAUUGGAUGAUCGGUUGGCGCGGCUCACGACAACUCGUCUUGAUCAUUGUGGCCAUUGCGUUGUUAUUGGAUAAUAUGUUGUUGACCACUGUCGUUCCUAUAAUACCCGAGUUCCUGUACGACAUACGCCAUCCCGAUGCACCGCUUGACAGCUUUCCGCGUACGCCACUCACGACGCACACACCGCCGCCACCAACUCAGUCACCCUGCAAUGUGAAUGGCGAACCACUGCCGGAAAUGGAAAUAUCAACACUGAGCCCGGAAGAGAAUUACACACUGUACCGAGAGAUGGAAGAACGUCAUAAUGAAUUGGUGGGCGAGACCGUUGAAGUGGGAAUUCUUUUCGCAUCAAAAGCUUUCGUACAAUUGUUAGUCAACCCGAUUGUCGGACCAUUGACACAUAAAAUCGGUUACAGCAUUCCUAUGUUCGCCGGCUUCGUUAUCAUGUUUAUAUCGACAAUUAUCUUCGCUUUUGGACGUUCGUAUUUGGUGUUGUUUGUGGCGCGUGCACUACAAGGUAUCGGCUCUUCGUGCUCCUCCGUCUCCGGUAUGGGUAUGUUAGCCGAUCGCUACACCGACGAUAAGGAACGUGGCAAUGCAAUGGGUGUGGCGCUGGGUGGCUUGGCUUUAGGUGUGCUCAUCGGUCCACCAUUCGGUGGUGUCAUGUACGAAUUCGUUGGCAAAUCCGCACCAUUCUUGAUACUUUCCGCAUUGGCUUUGGGUGAUGGCUUGCUGCAGCUCUUCAUGUUACAACCGUCGAUACAACGUGCCGAAACGGAGCCGCCAUCAUUGAAGGCGCUGAUCAGCGAUCCGUAUAUAUUAAUUGCUGCUGGUUCUAUUACCUUCGCGAAUAUGGGUAUUGCUAUGUUGGAGCCAUCGCUGCCACUCUGGAUGGUUGAUAAUAUGGGUGCUACGCGUUGGGAACAAGGUGUUGCCUUUUUGCCAGCCUCCAUCAGUUAUUUAAUUGGUACAAAUCUCUUUGGACCUUUGGGACACAAGAUCGGACGUUGGUUUGCCGCUUGUUUGGGACUGAUUAUCAUUGGCUGCUGUUUGAUUAUGAUCCCCAUGGCCACCUCGAUUACACAUCUCAUACUACCGAAUGCUGGCUUGGGUUUCGCCAUCGGCAUGGUGGACUCCUCAAUGAUGCCCGAACUUGGUUAUCUCGUCGACAUACGUCAUUCGGCCGUCUAUGGCAGUGUAUAUGCAUUGGGCGAUGUGGCUUUCUGUGUCGGUUUCGCCGUGGGUCCAGCGCUGAGCGGUACUCUAGUGAAGACGAUCGGUUUCGAAUGGAUGUUGGUCGGCAUUUCGGUUUUAUGCUUCAUUUAUGCACCACUACUGACACUACUCAAGAAUCCACCGACCAAGGAGGAGAAAAAGGUUGGUACCGACACUGACGCCGUUAGUGAAGCGUCUGCAACUGCAGCAACGACAUUGCCGCAUGAGAAUGGCAAUUUGAAUGCUGGCAAUGAUGUGAUGAUCAUGGCCACGGCCAAGACUCCGGCCAUUAUGCAUGACGGCAUGACGAAUGAGGCUUUUGAAUGUGAACGUCUAUGAGUUGCAAUAUUAUUUUUAUUUUUUGUUUAUAUUUUAACUGCAUUAAUUGCUGAUUGUGUCUUUUCAUUCAGUACGUUCCUUUUCAAAUGCAAAAUAUUUGUGUUAGAGCCAAGUUUUUGUUGCAAUUAUGUAUAUAGAUUUGUUUAUAUUUUAUAACUAUAUUUUUUAUAAAUUUAGCAACUAAAUUUAGUGCAUAUUUUAGACGUAAUUAAAAUUUUUUAGUUAGUAA